Messenger RNA from Solanum dulcamara, 1650 nucleotides. RefSeq names its product very-long-chain 3-oxoacyl-CoA reductase 1. The transcript is spliced from 3 exons. Gene Ontology annotation, cellular component: endoplasmic reticulum. Bases 314 to 1276 code for a protein of 320 amino acids. The record is from RefSeq and is a predicted model, not a curated record. Lineage: Eukaryota; Viridiplantae; Streptophyta; Magnoliopsida; Solanales; Solanaceae. Gene Ontology annotation, molecular function: ketoreductase activity.
ACUAAAUUUUGUUCAUCUAACUUCAACUAACUUACUAUUGAACUUUCCAUAAUGUAAAUCUCUGCAUUGACCUUAGAAAAAAAAAUUGCCAUUUAGACACCCUAUUAAAUGGCCAACCGCGGCUGCCUAACCAUAGCCCAUUCUCCCAGCUGUGCCGAAUGCUCAUCCAUGUGCAUUAAUAGAUUGCGUUAUUAACGCUCAAAGAUUCAAUCUUUAGAUCUAUACAUAUAUUACUUUAUUUUUUAUCUUUUUAAAUAUAAUUAAUUUUUUUUCUUAUUUUCUAGCAAAACUACUGUUUCUGCUCCACUCAAACAUGGAGUCUUGCAUCUACCAUCAGCUCAAAUCUCAGCCUUUAUGGCUUCUUUUUCUACUUUCUUUAGGUUGUUUGAAACUCUUGUGUUUUACACUCAUCUUUCUCAAAUGGGUCUAUGUCAAUUUCCUCAGACCUGCUAAGAAUCUUAAGAAAUAUGGGUCGUGGGCACUUGUUACUGGACCUACAGAUGGUAUUGGAAAGGGGUUUGCUUUUCAAUUAGCUCGAAAAGGGCUUAAUUUAGUUCUUGUGGGUCGUAACCCUGAUAAACUCAAGGACGUUUCUGAAUCGAUUAAGGCCAAAUAUGGACAGACCCAGAUCAAAACAGUGGUCGUUGAUUUCUCCGGUGAUUUGGAUGAAGGGGUUAAGAAGAUUAAGGAGACAAUUGAAGGAUUAGAUGUUGGGGUUUUGAUUAACAAUGUUGGGGUUUCGUAUCCUCAUGCUAGAUUUUUCCAUGAGGUGGAUGAUAAGCUGUUGGCUGAUUUGAUAAAAGUUAAUGUGGAAGGAACUACAAAGGUUACUCAAGCUGUUUUGCCUGGUAUGAUUCAGAGGAAAAGAGGAGCGAUUGUUAAUAUUGGUUCUGGUUCGGCCAUUGUUAUCCCAUCUGAUCCCCUGUAUGCUGUUUAUGCCGCUACUAAAGCAUACAUUGAUCAGUUCUCCAGAUGCCUCUAUGUAGAGUACAAGAAGAGUGGAAUUGAUGUGCAAUGCCAGGUGCCGCUGUAUGUGGCAACAAAAAUGGCGUCAAUCAAAAGAUCUUCAUUUUUUGUUCCCUCGACUGAUGGUUAUGCUCGGGCUGCACUGCGAUGGAUUGGUCAUGAGCCAAGGUGCACACCUUACUGGCCCCAUUCUCUUCUAUGGGGUUUGCUAUAUUCAUUGCCAGAAUCGAUGGUUGAUGCUUGGCGUCUUAAGUUCUGCAUUGGAAUCCGAAGGAGAGGGCAGCUGAAGGACUCCAGGAAGAAUGAAUAGAAAGCAUCUCCUUUACCUCAUUCCAUAUCUUAAGUCUGAUUUGUAGACAUCUUCUUUCUGUUUCUAUUUCCAAUUGGGUAUUGCUAGUUAUGGUAAUGCAACAAGAAACUUGAUUUCGUUCUACUCAUUAAACAAGUCCCAGUGUUCUUGUUGCAUUUUUUAGUUGUAGGCUGAUUGAAUCAAGAGCAGUCUAAAAGAAAUUCAAACUCUCAAUUCCACACUAUGUCUAGCCAAAAGAAUCAUUUCCAUAGCAAGUGAGUCAGAAGAUACUGUUUGUAUUUAUUCGUUGAGUUUGAUGUUGCAGAAUGAAUUUUCAGUAUGGUGUUUAUUUCUAUGAACCAAUGAAGUACCCUUGCAUGCUCUGGGUUUGCUAA